Messenger RNA from Drosophila busckii, 1685 nucleotides. RefSeq names its product probable cytochrome P450 28a5. The transcript has 6 exons. Gene Ontology annotation, molecular function: heme binding; iron ion binding; oxidoreductase activity, acting on paired donors, with incorporation or reduction of molecular oxygen. Lineage: Eukaryota; Metazoa; Arthropoda; Insecta; Diptera; Drosophilidae. Bases 70 to 1593 code for a protein of 507 amino acids. The record is from RefSeq and is a predicted model, not a curated record.
CAUUCUCAUCAUAAAACCAAGCCAAACACUCAUAGAAACAAACAGUCUAAUUGGAACCUUCUGUGCAGCAUGUGGUGGAUUACUUUAGUGCUGGGCCUGCUGCUCUUGGGCGUUUUCUAUGUGUUUAUGACAUGGAACUUUGACUACUGGCGCAAGCGUGGCGUGCCCGGGCCCAAGCCCAACUUGUUUACGGGCAACUAUCCGCAUAUGUAUACAAUGAAGCGACACGCCUCCUACGAUCUGGAAGAUAUAUACAAAAAAUACAAAUCCGACUAUGAUGCAGUGGGCAUCUUUGGCUCACGCAGUCCUCAGCUAUUGAUUGUCAGUCCAGAGCUAGCGCGGCGCGUAUUCGUCUCCGACUUUAGGCACUUUCAUGAUAAUGAGAUAUCGCUUAUGGUAGAUGAGAAAUCUGACUUUAUAUUUGCCAAUAAUCCAUUCUCGUUGACUGGUGAGCUGUGGAAGCAGCGACGCGCUGACAUAACACCCGGCUUAACCAUGGGUCGUAUCAAGACUGUUUAUCCAGUGACAAAUGAGGUGUGUCUAAAGCUAAGCGAUUGGAUUAAUAAGCAAAUACGUCUGGGCGCGCCGGAUGGCGUCAAUGCUAAAGAUAUGUGCCUGUGCUUUACCUCAGAAAUGGUUACAGACUGUGUGCUGGGUCUAAGCGCGCAGAGUUUCACGGAUAAGCCCACGCCCAUUAUGUCGCACAUUAAGGAUCUGUUCAAUCAGCCCUGGACCUUUAUGUUGUACUUUGUUUUGGUCAGCGCUGUACCAUCGCUGCGCAAGCUGGUCAAGCUACGCUUUGUGCCACUGCCCGUGGAGCACUUUUUUGUCGACCUCAUGCAAAAUGCUUUAGAUCUACGACGCGCUCAAUUGGCAGCUGGAAAGACAUUCGAGCGUGUUGACUUCUUAGACUAUAUAAUACAAUUGGCCAACAAGAAGCAGCUGGACACCAGACAGCUAACAGCGCAUACUAUGACCUUUUUGCUGGAUGGCUUUGAAACCACAGCCACCGUGCUGAGUCAUUUGCUCUUGUUGCUGGCAAGAGAUGAGCAGGUGCAGCAACAGCUGCGUGAGGAGCUGCAGCCUCAUCUCAAUAAACAAGGUUACAUUGAGUUUGAAAAGUUGCAGGACCUGCCACUGCUAGAUGCUUGUGUGCAGGAGUCCAUACGCCUAUUUCCCCCAGCUUUUAUGUCUAACAAACUCUGCACUGAGUCCAUACAGCUGAGCAACAAGAAUGGCAAGGACUUUACAGUGGAGCCCGGCACCACCAUUGUGGUCCCACACACCUGUUUCAUGCUGGAUGAGAAACACUUCCCCAACCCACAAGCCUUUCAGCCCGAACGCUUUUUGCAACCCGAUGCCGCCAAAAUGUAUCGAGAGCGUGGGGUAUUUAUGGGCUUCGGCGAUGGCCCACGCAUCUGUCUAGGCAUGCGCUUUGCCUUGGCUCAAAUCAAGGCAGCGGUGGUUGAGGUGCUCACUAAAUUUCAGGUGCGUCCGAAUCCCAAAACUCGCAAGGACAAUUUGUAUGAGCCCACGGGCAUUAUUACUAGCCUUGAAGGCGGUAUUUGGCUAGACUUUGAGCCACUUGGGUAAAUUUCAGCUAAACCUUGUAUAUAUAUUCUAAAUUGCAAUAAAAUUUUGCUUUGCAUCUUAAAAAAAAAAAAUCCCGCCACAUUUAUCGAUAA